Messenger RNA from Salvia miltiorrhiza (redroot sage), 1122 nucleotides. Its product is annotated as myb-related protein 315-like. Lineage: Eukaryota; Viridiplantae; Streptophyta; Magnoliopsida; Lamiales; Lamiaceae. Bases 287 to 967 code for a protein of 226 amino acids. The record is from RefSeq and is a predicted model, not a curated record. The transcript has 3 exons.
CACCAAUUUAUAAUAUUUUCACACAUCCCAUGCUUUUUAGGCCUUCACCCUUUUUAUGCUUCUUUUCAUUCAAUCAUGUACCUUAACACCUCCCCCUUAGACAGCACUAUUCAUUAUUUAUGUCGAGAGAGCCAUCCAUGAUCUGUCAGAAUCUUGUUUCUAAUAUAAGCUCCCUUUGAGCAAACGUUUCAUCACCUUCAAACCUUGUCCUAGAAAAAGGGGUUCUUUAAUUUUCCCUCUUCAUUUAAUUUGUUCAUAUUUUUACCUAAGGUUUUUGGUGACCAAAAUGGGAAGGCAGCCUUGUUGUGACAAGAUUGGACUCAAGAGAGGUCCAUGGACGAUUGAGGAAGACCACAAACUCAUGAUUUUCAUUCUCAACAAUGGCAUUCAAUGCUGGAGAAUGGUCCCCAAGCUUGCAGGUUUAUUGAGAUGUGGGAAGAGCUGCAGAUUGAGAUGGAUUAACUAUUUGAGGCCUGAUUUGAAAAGAGGGGCAUUUUCUGAAAUUGAAGAGAAUCAGAUUAUAGAGCUACAUGCCCGCCUUGGCAACAGGUGGUCGAAAAUAGCCUCACAUUUUCCAGGGAGAACGGACAACGAGAUCAAAAAUCAUUGGAACACGAAGAUCAAAAAGAAGCUAAGGCUCCUUGGAAUCAAUCCUGUGACACACCAACCAGUCGACAAGAAACAAGAAAUUGUAGAACAAAAUGAGCAAGAAAAGGUUGAUGGGUUGGAAGAAUCAAAAGGUGAUGAUAGAAAUGAUGUAGUGGAGAGUUGCCAAAGUGAAACUAGUAGUGAUCAUUUGAUGAACAACUAUGAGAUUAUGAGCACAAUUACAAAUAUGGAUAUGGACACUUUCUCACUCCAAGCUUCAUUUAAACUCAUGGACUAUUCCACCCAUGUUGAAGAAUGGGUUGAUGAGGGUGUAGAUUCAAUGAUAUUUUGGGAUGGGAUCGAUCAACAACUCUUUUAAUAUUUAAGAAGUUCAUUGUAAUUAGUAGAGCUUCCCAUCAACAUCUUAUUCUAGUUUAAGAUCUCGUCGUGCAUGACUUAUUUUGUGUCAUUUCUAAAUUUGCGACUAUUUCACAUAUUGUUACCAAGCUUAAUUUCUCGUCAUUUUCAAAAAGA